AUGCCAGGCGUACGAGACAUCAGCGCGGAGGCCUUCAUCACUGCAUACGCUUCCCAUCUCAAGCGAUCAGGCAAGCUCGAGGUCCCUACAUGGGUCGACCUUGUCAAGACCGGCUUCUACAAGGAGCUCGCUCCGUAUGACCCCGACUGGUACUACGUUCGCGCAGCUGCCGUCGCUCGUCACAUCUACCUCCGCAAAGACGUCGGCAUCGGCGCUCUCGCAAAACUGCACGGUGGCCGCAACCGCCGCGGUAACCGUCCAUCACACCACGCCGACGGCUCAACAAACGUCCAACGGAAAAUCUGCCAAUCGCUGGAGAAGAUCGGUGUCUUGGAGCAAACCGACAACGGUGGACGCAGAAUCACUCAGGAUGGACAACGGGAUUUGGAUCGUAUUGCCACCGCUGUAGUUGAAGCUGCAAAGGAGGACGAAAGCGAGGAGGAGGAGGAAGACGAGGAAGAAGAAGGUGAGGAGGAGGACGAGGAGUGA
Pleurotus ostreatus (oyster mushroom) is the source of this 489-nucleotide messenger RNA. It is a transcript of the gene RPS19, whose product is annotated as 40S ribosomal protein S19. Lineage: Eukaryota; Fungi; Basidiomycota; Agaricomycetes; Agaricales; Pleurotaceae. The transcript is spliced from 3 exons. Gene Ontology annotation, molecular function: RNA binding; structural constituent of ribosome. Bases 1 to 489 code for a protein of 162 amino acids. Gene Ontology annotation, biological process: ribosomal small subunit assembly; translation. The record is from RefSeq and is a predicted model, not a curated record. Gene Ontology annotation, cellular component: cytosolic small ribosomal subunit; ribosome.